UGACGGACUACGCAGUGAACCUAGGGUCUGAGACAAUGUGUCCUCCGCAUUGAAGUCGCAGCAGUAUCGAGCUACCUACCUUGUACUUGUCAUACCCCUCGAACCUAUCCGUCGACAGUCACGAGGCGUCAAUGUUUUUCGAGAUGGCUAAUAUCCAGCGAGUCAUCAUCUCGCUCAUGGUCAUUUUGACCGCCACGUUCCUGUUCAUGGGCCAGACCGCAUCAGCAGCCAAGGGUCCCAAGAUCACGACCAAGGUCUACUUCGAUAUUGAGCACGGUGAUGAGCCUCUUGGCCGAGUUGUGCUUGGUCUGUACGGCAAAACAGUCCCCAAGACUGCGGAGAACUUCCGUGCAUUGGCAACCGGCGAGAAGGGCUUCGGUUUUGAGGGAUCCUCUUUCCACCGUGUCAUCAAGAACUUUAUGAUCCAGGGCGGCGACUUUACCAGAGGAGAUGGAACUGGCGGCAAGUCGAUCUAUGGGGACAAAUUCGCAGACGAGAACUUCAAGUUGAAGCACACCAAGAAGGGCAUGCUGAGCAUGGCCAAUGCUGGAAGAGACACAAACGGCUCGCAAUUUUUUAUUACUACGGCCAUCACAAGCUGGCUCGAUGGUAAACACGUGGUCUUCGGCGAGGUCCUUGAGGGCUACGAUAUCGUCGAGAAGAUCGAGAACGUUCCCAAGGGCGCAGCAGAUCGUCCUGUCAAGGGAGUGAAGAUUGUGAAGAGCGGAGAGCUGGAAGUUCCUGCGGAAGAGCCUCUUUACUCGGACGCGCAUCCCUACUUCGAAGGUGAAGUGGAGGAGCCGGUGUCGCCGGUGAAGGAGCCUGAGACCGAGCUGGAGUCACCAGCAAAGGACAUCCCUGCAGCGGCGGACACAUCCUCCCCUGCCGAAGCCAUGGCCACUCAAGCGUACGUUCAGAAGGCAGUGUUCUUCCUUUUGAUCAUUGCGGUCGUCCUGUUUGUGGUCAGGCGGCGCAGGGCUGGUUAUGAUAAAAUGGAUGAGAAAAGCAUGGCAUAGACGAAAUGAUGAAAAUAAAAUAGUGCUUGAGGUCAGGCCUCGGAUGUUCCUGGGCUGAAAGAAGGACCUUGUUUCCAUCUAAGCUGUCAGUGACGCUAUCGCCUUCACGUGCCCGUCGUAGAGAUGUGAGACCGACUGCCCCAUGUCCGACAGCAUCGUAAUCGCCAUCUUUAAAGGCCACCCCAGUAUGAUGAUGGCCCAUCGCCACUAGCCCCCCUGGAAAAUUCAGUAUUUGGUUAGGCGCGACUUGGCGGUCGAUUGUUCCAGAGAAUCGCCGCCUUACGCUGACUGGUUGGCCCUCAAUGUAGUGCCUCCAAGGCCGCAACGAAAAAAAGUCUUGCCUGCGCUUUUUAAUUG
Exophiala viscosa is the source of this 1373-nucleotide messenger RNA. Its product is annotated as cyclophilin-like domain-containing protein. The record is from RefSeq and is a predicted model, not a curated record. The transcript has 4 exons. Lineage: Eukaryota; Fungi; Ascomycota; Eurotiomycetes; Chaetothyriales; Herpotrichiellaceae. Gene Ontology annotation, molecular function: peptidyl-prolyl cis-trans isomerase activity. Gene Ontology annotation, biological process: protein folding; protein peptidyl-prolyl isomerization. The coding region runs from base 132 to 1016 and encodes 294 amino acids.